This is a messenger RNA of Lampris incognitus (smalleye Pacific opah), 2515 nucleotides long. It is a transcript of the gene c1qtnf5, whose product is annotated as C1q and TNF related 5. Gene Ontology annotation, molecular function: protein binding. The transcript is spliced from 3 exons. NCBI's taxonomy places the organism in Eukaryota, Metazoa, Chordata, Actinopteri, Lampriformes, Lampridae. The coding region runs from base 49 to 1038 and encodes 329 amino acids. The record is from RefSeq and is a predicted model, not a curated record.
CCCCGCUAUUCUAGUGAGCAGAUACUUUUAUUCCAUUAUUUGCCCUGGAUGAACAUCAAAUAUUUUCUUCUUUAUCCUCCCAAUUCCAGAGCCUCCGCCCUCCGCGUCUCCUCUCCCACUCCUCUGCAGUGUCUAAUUGGAUUGCAUUACUGUUCCCUCACAAGAGCUGGGCUCAUAGGUUUUCCCAGCCAGACUGUGGUCCGGAGCAGCUACUUUCACUGGUUUCUCCUACACAAAGACACAAACUCCCCAGGACCGCCACACCACUUAAUCUGUGGCAUUGCAAUGGCAUUAUUCAGGGUGCUGCCACUCUGUCACUUCCUCCUUUUCCUGUGCAUCGAUUCUUCCCACCAAAUAGAUGACAACAAGAUUCCUCCCAGUUUGUGUACUGGACAUCCUGGUAUCCCAGGCUCGCCGGGGGUCCAUGGCAGUCCUGGUCAACCAGGAAGAGAUGGGCGGGAUGGAAGAGAUGCUGCCCCAGGAGAGAAGGGGGAGAAGGGAGAUCGGGGAGACUCAGGUGAGUCAGGAAUGCGGGGCUUGAUGGGGGACCGAGGUGACCCAGGAGAAAAGGGGGAGAAAGGGGUGGCAGGAGAGUGUGCUGUCGCCCCAAAAUCUGCCUUCAAUGCCAAGAUGUCAGAGACCCGCACCAUGCCUAUCACUGCAGGGGAAGCGGUCUGCUUUGACAAAGUCGUGCUGAACGAGCAGGGCGACUACAACCCAGAGACAGGACGUUUCACUUGCAAAGUCCCCGGGGUCUACUACUUUGCAGUCCAUGCUACUGUCUACCGUGCCAGCCUCCAGUUUGACCUGAUGAAAAAUGGCCACACGGUAGCAUCUUAUUUUCAAUUCUAUGGCAACUGGCCAAAACCUGCGUCACUGUCAGGUGGUUCAUUGCUCCACCUUGUCCCUGGCGACCAGGUGUGGAUCCAGAUGGCCCUGGGAGAAUACAGUGGGAUUUACUCCAGCAGCAAGACCGAUAGUACUUUCACUGGCUUCCUGGUAUACUCAGACUGGAAAAACUCUGCUGUUUUUGCAUAAUGUGUCCUUAUGGACAAAUCAUAACUUCUUUUCUUUUUUUUUUACUUCAUCCAAUGAAACACAAGCCUUGUUUUGGUUUUGGUUGAAUUGAGAAGGUUUCUGUUUGGAUAAAGAUGAGUAAAUGGGCCACGAAGUGGCUCUGGGUUCUGACAUCUGUAUUUGUAUAUAAAGUAGGAAACAUACCAGACAAUGUAACCUGAAUGGGACAUAUCUCACAGUCGAGGUGUGAAUAAGGCACAUACUGAACAGUUAUGUUUAUGAAUAUCUGUACUGCCACGUGAAAACUUAACAAUUUUGUUUUUGACAAUUGUUGGGUUUUUUUUUUUUUUUUUUACAUUUCACCAAUUCAGUUAGCAUUUACACUCUCAUUAAGAGUACUACAUCUCACUUCUCACUCAUGACUGCACGACAAACAUAUGAAACAAAUAAAUCAUUGGUAAAAUAUAAGGUUCUUAAUUUUACAAGUAAGCUGUGAGUAAUGUGAUUAUUUCAACCCUCAUAGACCUCCAUUUUCUGUGCUGACUUACGAGGUGAGCUCAACCCAGUCUUUAAUUGUUUUCAUAAGUCAGUCUUAGAGUUUUCACCUUAACUUGAAAUUAGAUUAUCAUGCGUGAGUGUUUCCUACGACUUUGCGGCCUGUGCAUGCUCCUGAUGUCAAUGUCUUUGAUCGUCUUUGUAGUUCUUCUGCUGGAACUGAACAUGAUUUCACUUUUCAUCAAUAAAAAGGGAUGGCCACUGCUUUGGAUAUACUGAAAGCACCACCAAAGUAAAUAGCAUAAAGGAAAAGACAGAGACAGAUUUAUUUUCCACUGGAUCUACACUGUUUACCUCUGCCGUAAUGAUUUCACCAAAUGCUCUAAGUGCCUCGACAGACACUCUGAGAAGAUCAACGCUCCAUCUGUCUCUGCUUUCACCGAUCAUCAGGUCAAAGAGCAAGACAUUUCUGAUGGUACAGUAUUGUUUGUCACAGCCCACAGGACUUCAAUACACCACCUCAGACUUGAGAGAAACAACCCCCCCCCACCCCCAAGGGAAUAUGAGAGAAGUGGUUUGUAAUUCAACCUUGGCAACCUCAGCCAGUUGUUUCCACUUGCUCAGGGGCUGUAAAUGUGUCUCCAACUACUGAAGAGGCCAAAUAGUGACCAAGCAGACAGUGACAUCACUCCUGGAUUUACCCAGCUCCUAUUAGUGGCUUGGGUGUCUGUUUGGGUGAAGGGGAGGUGAACAUGGAGAUGUUAAAUUCUCUCCUGCUAACACUGUGAUGCAGAUGGGACGAGUCAGAAUAGGUGGAGAACACGAGAGCAUGCCACAGUGGGAAUAUUCAAAGUAGGAAUAUUUCAGUGGCAUGGAAGUGUUGAAUGGACACCGAAACCCGCCAGCAUUUCUCAGACAAAGUUAAAACCAGGGUUGUUUGAUGAUAAAGGGUCAUGAUAUUUUUGGAGUGAACGUCAUGCUGCCAGACAAAGACUAUAUUUAU